CCCACCCAUAGCCUUUCCCGCCCCCAACCGAUCAAUGGACCCGUCCUAUAUGCGAGUGAGACUGCUUUUUUAUUCAAUAAACAUGUCUACUCAACUACCAGUAACCCGACGGUGUGCUGACCCGCCGACGAUAUCUUGCGACACUGGGUGAAACCCCUCGAAGCCUUUUUUUGGACUUUGCCGAGCAGGAACAGCGAUAGUUCGCGGCCUAGGGGAAACGACGCAUCUUCGUAUCAACCCAGGGGAAUAGAUAUACAAGGUGGAAGGCAGAGCACCGUCCUUCUCAGGAGACUCGACAAUACAAACCCAUUAAACUCCACCGGAAUGCAGAAGAUGAAAACAAUGGCCUCGAAUGAAGGCUUCGACCUCCAAGAACUCGUUCCUAUACGGCACGCGGCCAUGGAUCCUCUACCACAAUACGGUUCUCACGCCUUCAUCCCAUACCUCGAGAACCCACCACCAGCCUCCAACGCCUCUCCUCCACCCACCAAACCCUCGCCCUCACCAGCUCCAACCCUCCUAAACACCUCAACCUGGACAUACUGCGGUCCCCUCCUCUCCCCCUCCGCAGAAUCCCUCCCGCCAUCCUUCCACACCUGGUCGCAAACCACAUUCACGACGCCCCUCCUCCCGCGGCUCCUCCCCCUCCUCUCCUUCCUCCACAGCUUCCUCUCCGCCGCCCGGGCUCAGAACUACUGGCUCACCAUCCGCGCCACGAAGCCCACGAACGAGUACGACACCGUCCGCUGGCACACCGACGACGUAUUCUUCGACUACGACGGCGAGAAGGACAGACUCGGGCCGGACCCCACACGCUCUUCGACUCCGGGCAGCAGAGGGUAUUGGAAGCUCGCGACCACGUUGCUCGGCCCGGGGACGCUGUUCCUGAAAGACGGGGUGCGCGCGAGGCGGAUACAGAGGGAUGCGAAGCGCGCGGAGUGCGAGAGGAGAGGGGAGCACACUUGCACGCAGUUUCGGUGCCUUGGGUGUCUUGAUGCGGUGGAGGCGGUGCGGAAGACGCUGGCGAGGGAGUUCGCGGACGAGGAGGUGGAGAGGACGGGGUUCGGCGAGGUUGCGUUUUUUAGGUUGGGGGAUGAGGAGGGCGCGGUCCAUUCGGAGCCGAAGUGUGAUGUUGAUAGGGUUUUCAUCAACGUUGUGCCUGGGUCUGAGGAGGAGUUGAAGGCGUUGAUGGAGAGGUGGGGACUAGGGUUCCCGAGGGCUUGGUGUUUCGGUGUGCCGGUUGGGUUUGGUGAGGAGUCUGCAGACGCGAUUGGUGUUGACGGGGCAAAAGAUAUCGAGUCGAGGGCAGACACGCCCGUGGAACAGCAGGGCCAGCCAGCAAAUCAACAUGAUAAAGACGACCGUGGGUGGUCGUUGAGCACCAUGAGCAUGAACCUGCGCAACGAGUAUAUGGAUUGGCUAAAAGACAAGGGCUUCCAAUUUGCGCAGAUUUUCGGUCAAGGACAGCCCCAACAAAGCAAGCUCGAUACCCUACAUGCGUAGGGAAAGGGGCUUGAAGCAUAUACACAGCAUAUAAAGCAUAACUAGUAAUGACCACAUAGGAAACGGAUGGCUAAUCACGACUCUAUAAUUUGUUCACCACAUUCUGUUGUUGAGCGUACAUGCGUACAAGCUUGGAACAUCGAGACUGGAAAUCAGCAUAAAACAUAGUAUUCAUU
Messenger RNA from Aaosphaeria arxii CBS 175.79, 1679 nucleotides. RefSeq lists its product as uncharacterized. NCBI's taxonomy places the organism in Eukaryota, Fungi, Ascomycota, Dothideomycetes, Pleosporales. The coding region runs from base 343 to 1503 and encodes 386 amino acids. The transcript has a single exon. The record is from RefSeq and is a predicted model, not a curated record.